This is a messenger RNA of Recurvomyces mirabilis, 897 nucleotides long. It is a transcript of the gene YEA4, whose product is annotated as golgi uridine diphosphate-N- acetylglucosamine transporter. The transcript is spliced from 2 exons. Lineage: Eukaryota; Fungi; Ascomycota; Dothideomycetes; Mycosphaerellales; Teratosphaeriaceae. Bases 1 to 897 code for a protein of 298 amino acids. The record is from RefSeq and is a predicted model, not a curated record. Gene Ontology annotation, cellular component: endoplasmic reticulum membrane; Golgi membrane. Gene Ontology annotation, molecular function: UDP-N-acetylglucosamine transmembrane transporter activity. Gene Ontology annotation, biological process: transmembrane transport.
AUGUUCUUCGGCAUCAAUAUGCUGAAUAACUGGGCUUUCGCCUUCAGUAUCAGUGUCCCCGUGCAUAUCAUCCUCCGGAGUUUCGGCAGCGUGACGACGAUGAUGAUGGGGUGGUUGAGGGGGAAGCGGUAUAGUCUCCUACAGGUGCUUAGUGUGGCGCUCCUGACCGUCGGUGUAUUGGUGAGCGCUUGGGCGGAUUCGGAGGGGAAGGGCAAAUCUAUGGCUGUAGAGACGGAAUCGUCGACUUCGGACUUCAGCGUGGGUCUGGCGAUCUUGCUGCUGGCGCAAUUACUUUCUGCUUGGAUGGGCGCCUAUGUCGAAGAUACAUACGCCGAAUACCAAGCCGACUGGACCGAGAAUCUCUUCUGGACGCACUUCAUGAGUCUGCCGCUUUUCCUGCCCCUUGGUGGACCGCUGAGGAGACAAUAUGCUAAACUUGCUGCGACACCACACCUUGAUCUCAAAGGCCAGCUCGCAUCGAAAGACAGCCUGAUAUCUAGCGUCCCAUUCAUAUCCGCCGCAAACCAGGACAUCGUACUAAGCACACUAGAAAGUCUACCCUCAGGCCUCCUCUACCUCCUCCUCAACACCCUCACCCAACUCGCCUGUAUAUCAGGCGUGAACCUCCUCUCGGCCAAAUCGUCCGCAGUCACCGUGACCAUCGUCCUCAAUAUCCGGAAACUCGUCUCCUUCAUCUUCAGCACGAUUUUCUUCGGCCAUGCGUUGAGUGGGAAGAUGGCGGUGGGGAGUGCGAUGGUGUUUGGGAGUGGGGCGUUGUAUGGGUGGGAGACUAGCUGGAGGUUGCCUAGGGAGAGGAGGGGGAGGAGGUUGGAGGGGGAGAAGCACGGGAUGAAUGCGAAGGUGGGGAUGAAUGGGGAGGCGAAGAAGGAGAGGUAG